Molecule: messenger RNA, 1842 nt
Organism: Aedes aegypti (yellow fever mosquito)
Lineage: Eukaryota; Metazoa; Arthropoda; Insecta; Diptera; Culicidae
Product: E3 ubiquitin-protein ligase TRIM37
Exons: 4
Coding region: 262-1680 (472 amino acids)
Biological process (GO): protein autoubiquitination; negative regulation of centriole replication
Cellular component (GO): aggresome; peroxisome
Molecular function (GO): ubiquitin protein ligase binding; zinc ion binding; tumor necrosis factor receptor binding
Source: RefSeq, a predicted model, not a curated record
UCUAACUGAACGAAAAUAACUUUAUUUUUGAACAUUGAAGGGCAGUGAGGAAAAUUUCUUUCUUCUGUAAGGAAACUGUAAAUUUGAGAAUACUUUUUCACUGCUUUCUACCAAUUUCACGUGCUGGACGUGAGGCGACUAGUUUUGAUUAAACUUAUAUUUUAUAUAGGAUUGUAACCAAAUAGCUUCAAGAUCAUAUUCACGUUUCAUAUAACAUCCGCUAGUUGAUAACAUCUGUGCAACAAGUUUCAAGUGGAAACCAUGAUUGGAUCAUACCCGACCAAAAAGCAUCCCGAAGACGAUCUUUGUAAAUUGCACCACAAAAUAUGCAAAUUAUUCUGCCUGAAUUGCGCAGAAGGAAUUUGCAGCGCUUGUAUGGACAUUGGAGAACAUGACCUCCACCAGGUGUCCAAUUUAGCCGUCGUUUACAGUGAAAAGUUAUCCGUCGUCAAGUCAAAACUGGUUCAGGCGGAAAAAUAUCACAACGGCCUUCGUUCAGGAACCGCGUCCGCUUACGAACGGAAUCUGCGCUUGCUCGAAAAGGAGGAAGCCUUCCAUCGGAAGGAAAUUGAAGCGAUCGCCAAAGAGGCUGAUCUGCAAGUAUCGCAAAUGACGCGUAUCCGUAAGGCAAAGCUCAAGCAGCAGCUGGAACUGACGAUGGAAUGUGACCAAAUUUUGGUGGACAUGCAAAGCAAGGUCGAACAGCUCUCGGCGAACGAGUUCCUGCAGCAGUCUAAGGGUAUUGCCCAGAAGUGUGAUAAACUCAUUGCUACACCGGACGACGUUUCGCUGGAAAGUGUGGACGACAUUGAAUGCCAGCUGAUUCCACCCUAUAAAUUUCAACAGUUCGUGUAUCCCGCAUUCCUGAAGACCAAGACCAAUGCCAUAUAUGACUUCGUGAUGAAAUCCGCUCACGGGGUGGAGUGGAAGUUGACAAUCACUAAGUCGGCAGUCGUUCAAAUCAAACCGAUUCCCACGGAUUCCCAGAUACUGCAAUACCGCCACAUAUUGGUUGUAGUUAUGCCCCAUCGCGAUUACACCAAAGAAAUUCGUCAUACAUUUGUGUUGGAUGGUAAAGCCGCUACAUUCGAUUUGGUAAAAACGGUUCAUAUCGCGGACGAAGGAUUUUGCAACUAUUUGGGCGACUUGGUUAUGAAGAUUGGCAUUCGGCCGCAUAAUUUGCUGAUUGAGAAACAACUGUUAGUACAUCAAUACACACAGAAAAAGGACGCCUGUACAAGUUUGCAAAAACGAUUGCAAUCCAUUACUGACGAAUACGAUUACAAACAUCUUGUCAUGAACUUCAAUCCAAAACUGACCAACCUCCAGAAAGGCGUGUUCCUGUACUCAUAUCGAAUCCGGGAUGACGAGGCCAGACAGUGGUGUUUGAGCGUAAAGUUGAAGUCUAACGGCGUUGUCGGGGCGUAUAUCGAACUCCUCAAGGGAUCUCCCGUCAACUGUAGCUAUUUCAUCGAGUUGAAGCACAGAAAUCCCCUGAAACAGCUGCUCAACACUACAAAAUGCAGAUAUUACAACAUGAAUGGCCGUAAAAGUGCGGCAUGGGGAUGGGAAAUGAUCGCAUGGGAGGAUCUGAGCAAAGACGCCGGAUUUCACCCGGCUGGUAUGUUGCACUUCCGUUUCGGUGUGCGUCCAUUGCCAGUUAUCAAUGUGGUCGCAUAACUAGUGUUCUCGACAUUGACUAGAUAAAAUUCAAUCAGAUGAAAGGUAAGUGUGAUUCUCGCUUUUUAUUAACUUCAUAUUUGUUUCUCUCAUUUCGUGACACUUGUAAGAUAAAAUAAGAUAUAAAAUUACCAGAAUAAACUAACUAAAUCUUUCAACCAA